Molecule: messenger RNA, 2155 nt
Organism: Momordica charantia (bitter melon)
Lineage: Eukaryota; Viridiplantae; Streptophyta; Magnoliopsida; Cucurbitales; Cucurbitaceae
Gene: GC2
Product: golgin Putative 2
Biological process (GO): Golgi organization; retrograde transport, vesicle recycling within Golgi
Cellular component (GO): Golgi cisterna; Golgi membrane
Source: RefSeq, a predicted model, not a curated record
AUGGCUAAUUGGAUCUCCUCCAAGCUCAAAGCGGCUGAGAGCAUUCUCCAGCAGAUCGAUCAGCAAGCGGCGGAGUCGCUUAAGAAGGGCGAAAGGCCUCCAGCGGUGGAUAGUCUCGAAGCUACUAGUAAAACUGGGGAUAUUUUGCCUUUAAAGGAUCAGCUCAAGAAGAAGAACCAAUUAGACAACGAUUAUCAUGGCAAAGUGCGCAGUGAUUUAAGUUUGAACGUCAGCAGAAACCAGGAUAAUGUGAUUUCUGCCGUGUCGAAACCCUCGCCAAAAUCACCUACUCUUACGGAUAGUGACUGGACCGAACUGCUCGGUACACCUAAUCAACCUUCAACUUCGGCUGCAUCCCGCAGUAAUGGUUCAUCUUCAAUUCGUGGUGUGAAGAGAGACGGUCGCAGACCAAAUAAUGGAGGUUCAAAUAUUUCGGUGCUGGAUUUCAAGAAAACUCAGAACACUAAAAGUAACAAGUCCAUUGGGGAAACAAAGAAAUUAAAUAGGAAAGCAAGUGAUGUGGAAGAAUCUAAUAUUUCAGUUUCGUUGGGGACAAAUUCAAGAGUUGAUCCGAAAAAUGAUAAAAAUGUUGCACACUCCGAAGGCCAAGAAUUGGAUAAAAAAGAGGCUGGAGGCAAUAUGUUAGUCCAAGCAAAAAGUGUGGAAAAAAAAGAAAUUGGUGGGGAUUUUGAUUCUAAGGGUUUUACUUUAGAGAAAUCUGUGCUAGCAAUACGAAAUGGUCAGUCUUCAGAAACAGUGCCGGAUAGAGAUCAAGCUAAGAGGAUAUCUGAUAUGAAUUCCAUUAUGAAAGAUGCUCAAAAUCAUCGAGGAAGUGGUGUUUCUGGGAAGCAUAAAUCAGACGAAGUUUCUCGUAGUUCUAUAUCUGAUGAUGUAAGAAAAGAGUGGACAGGCUCUUCAACUAGUGAUGGGAGUUCUGGUUCAGAUUCGGACUCAGGUUCAGCUUCUGAUUUUGAAAUUGAACGUGAGAGGGAAGAAAGGAGAAAAAAGAGGGAGAAAUUUCUGGCUGAGAAAGCAGCAGCCAAAGCAAUGGAGGCUAUCAAAGAACAGGAAGACUUGGUUGCCAGACUGGAGGGUGAGAAGCAGAGCCUGGAAAAAAUACUGGAGGAUCGAGCAAGAAAGCAAGCAGAAGAGGCUUCAGAGCUGCAGACAUCUAUGAUGGAAACAAUGGAGGCUGUUGAGCUUGAGAAGCAGAAGCACAAUGAAACUCGUAGAGAAGCCCUUGCUAUAAUGGCCAAGCUUGAGACUGAAAAUGCCGAUCUUGCAAGAGCCCUUGCUUCUGUACAAUGGAAUCUUGAGUUAGAGGGUAAGCGGGUUGCAGGACUUCGACAGCAGAUUGAAUUGAAAGAAACAACUCAUGAAGAACUUAGGAGGAGGAUUGCAAGCUCUCAUCAAGCUGGAACAUCGACAAAACCAUUGGCUUUUAAAGGAAUUGAGUUUGAAUUGGAGAUCCUUGAUGCAGAGCACUCUCUCAUCACUGAUAAAGUCCUUAAAUUGCAGGAAAAGGGGAAAAAGUUGGAAGAAAACAUAGAGUUGAUGAGAAAAGAUAUGGAGGAACCAACUGAAGUAGAAGUUGAAGUCAAGCGAAGGCUUGGCCAGAUGACUGACCAUUUAAUUCAGAAGCAAGCUCAGGUGGAGGCACUGUCUUCCGAGAAAGCAACCCUUCUCUUCAGAAUCGAGGCUGUGACGAGGCAGCUAGAAGAAAACAAGUCAGUGAUGAAUACAAACGAUAUUUCCAGUAGCUCGUCGAGGGACUUGGAGUCGGGAAAAUGGGAACUUUCAGGUUCAAAACUGAGACCGAUGUUGCAGGACAAGAUCCACUCCGGGAAGAAACACCUAGGAUCCCUGAUCCAGCAACUGGAUGCAAUAUAUGGAGCAGGCAUGGUGUUCAUAAGGAGAAAUCCAGCAGCUAAAUUAUGGUCAGUAGUUUACCUUGUAUGCCUUCACUUUUGGGUACUUUAUAUUCUCAUGUCGCAUUCUCAAGUAGACACAGAGACAAAGUCUGGUGCUGUUAUUUCCUUGGAAAACAUCAAUGCCUCUUUAAACAUGUGAUUUUCUUUUGCUCUCAUUAUCACAAACAGAUGCCUCCCUUUUCAUAAGUUUAUAUUAUGAAAUAUACCAUCUUAUAUUAUUUCUA